AUGAAGUUUACACAAGUAGUCUUCGUGUUAAUUGUAUGGGAUAUACUAAUCUCCACAAAACUGGAAAUAACAAUGAACCCAAGCUGGAGAGUAAACAAAAAGGUGGAUCUUGGCGGAAACACUAAGACAAAAACACUCAACGAGAUUAUGGCGCAAAUCCAGAUUGACAAAAUGGAACGAGAAAAAGAGACAAAACGGCGUGAGCGUGUCGAGAUGAUUCAAUCUGUCAUCCGAAGUUGGGAAGUCCAGAAGGUACUCCCCGCACUCUUUGCAACACAUUUCGACAAUUUUAAAAAGACAAAAAAACCCUACGAGUACGAGAAAAGUGUGACAGCGGCCGCUCUGUGCAAACAGUUGCCCGACAUCCAACAAUGUAUGUUGCUAUUGAACUACAAAAGCAAGCACCCACUCAUCGGUAAACUUGCGUGGAAUUUGUUAUUAAAAGGCAAUGUGACGAACCCACGAAUGGUUCUCUCAUUGGUUACAACGUUUUCUGAAAAUCCAGUUUCCCCGCGCUUAUAUCCAACAUUCUCUUUCCUUUCCACCGUUCCGCCAAAGAUGCGAGAGGAGUUAAUUACAGUUUUGACAAACUAUCCGGGUGAUGGUUUACUGAACUAUUUAGAACUCGAAAGAAAUGCACUCACUCUGUCCCAAGAUUCACUCACUUUUCUCUCAUGUGCCAAUCUCAAGAAUAACCAGGAAUUAAUUGCAACUCUUUUGGAGAAAGACACAAAACCUGAGCAUGUCUUAAAGUACAUCUCACAAAGUAAGGGAGAUCAAUAUAACACGAUUUUGCUCCGGCUUUUCCAUAAGAAACUUGCACCACAAGUAGACAAAGCCUCAUUUUGGACACACGUUGAGAUAUAUAAGAAAAUCGCUAAGAGCAAAACACUUCUGCACCUUUUUUUGCAAAAUUUUCCAUUUCCGUUUUUGUCCUUGUUUGAAGACAUAUUGAAUAAGAAAGAGACAAAGAAGGAAGUAACAGAACUGUUUGUCGCGCUCUGUCACGACACUUUCUGUUCUCGAUUGUACAACUCGUUUUAUGACGAGUUGUGCCCGAUGGUCAAAAUGGUUCUGCCACUCCUCGAUUUAAAGCAAGACGAGUCAACAAUACAGGACUUACACUUGUUUGUGAGACAUACACCGUUCCCGCCUUCACUUCUGCCAAUUCUCAAAAGUGUCAAUCCGUCGAAAAACUCAUCGAUGUCGCAAAAACUCAUUUACAUAUUCUCUAAAAUCACGUCUAAUAUCGGUUACCACCCCGUGAUGAAAAUCCGGAGGGACUACUUGAUCGAGGACACCUUGGCGCAAAUUAACACUUGUGAUAUCAGAGCAAUUUCCAUUCAGUUUGUCGACAAAUUUGGCAUUGAGGAAGAUGGUGUUGACGGCGGCGGGCUGUUGAGGGACUACCUUUUAACAACACUCAAUCACUGUGUUGAGACACUCAAACUCUUUGAAAGGAAUUCUGAAGGGAUUUUGACAUUUGGGAAGAGAGAGAAAAGCUUGGUGGAGACAAACGAGGACGAUCUUUAUAUGAUGGUUGGAAGGUUAAUAGGGAAAUGCUUGAGAGAAAAGGUGUGUGUUGAUUUGGUCUUUUCCGAUGAUAUUUUGAUCGGAUUGAUCAAUCCCGAUGAUAAUUGUGUUAAUAUUAAUAUACUUGAAAGUAUCGAUCACGUCUUGGCCAAAAAUCUGCUUGAUUUGGCUGAUCUUGAUGAGGAAACACUCGACUCAUUGGAACUUGUCUUUGUGUAUGACAACAACUUACUGAUUAGUGACGGUGACAAAAUCAAAGUCAAUAGAGAGAACAUCAACUAUUACAUCUCUUGUGUUGUGUACCACAUCACACAUCUGAGAAACCUCAGAAAACUCCGGUCAAUGCGGAAUGGUAUUUUAAGUGUGAUAGACGAGGCUGAUUUGAUGCUGCUCUUCCCUGAUGAGCUACAGUACUGGAUAAGUGGUAAGUCGAGUGUGAUUGAUGUGAACGACUGGCGCCAAAACACCGUGUACCACAACAAAGAGGAAGACUCGAUUGAAGUGAGGUGGUUCUGGGAAAUGGUUGAAGAGAUGACUGAAGAAGAACGUGUGCUUUUGCUUCAAUUCAGCACUUCACUCAUCAAACCGCCAUUUUUCGGAUUUGGUUCUUUGGAGCCGAAAUUUGCAGUGUAUUUUACCGAAGAGAGUGGCGAUAGACUCCCAACAUCUUCAACGUGUGCGUACAUGCUCAAGCUCCCAAAAUACAAAUCGAAACAACAGAUGCACGACCAAGUGAUCAAAGCAAUCACCUCAAAUUCAGGUUUCGGACUUAAAUGA
Messenger RNA from Entamoeba invadens IP1, 2310 nucleotides. Its product is annotated as ubiquitin protein ligase, putative. The transcript is spliced from 2 exons. Gene Ontology annotation, molecular function: ubiquitin protein ligase activity. Gene Ontology annotation, biological process: ubiquitin-dependent protein catabolic process; protein polyubiquitination. Bases 1 to 2310 code for a protein of 769 amino acids. The record is from RefSeq and is a predicted model, not a curated record. NCBI's taxonomy places the organism in Eukaryota, Evosea, Mastigamoebida, Endamoebidae.